CCUGUCUUAAUAACGUCAUUGGUCGUCGACCCACGAUGUUUGGUUAUAACCUGAUUGGAAGCCUUGCUAUGCUGUCUGUCAUAAUCGUGCAUCUUUCAGGGCAAAUGGAAAGCCAAGAGAUCUUAAUUACAGUUCUUGCGCUAGUUGGUAAAAUGGGAAUUUCUUCAGCAUGGGCUGUUGCUUAUCUUUACACAGCAGAACUAUUUCCUACGGUUGUAAGGAGCAUUGGUUGUGGUGCAGCUUCGAUAGCCGGAAGAAUAGGUGGCGUUGUAGCGCCCCAGUUUGUAUAUUUGGCAAAGGUGACCCCAGUGCUUCCUUUCAUCUUAUUCAGCAGUUUAGGAUUAGCGGCGGCUUUCACCGGCCUUCUUUUGCCAGAAACGCGCUCGAAGGGAUUGUCGGACGCGCUGCCUGAAUGGUCAUGGUGCGGUCGUAAUCGGACUACUGGCGACGAUGACCGCGAUGACAUAACACGGCACCAAGGCUGAAUUGCCGGGAUUAUGUUGAAUGAAGGAAAGAUUGCAGAGCUGGGAAAAGCUUACAAGCCUUAAUCAUUAUCCAAAACAUUGGUCAUUAUUUUCGGUUUUGAAACGAAACUAUAACGGAUGCUGAAUAUACUAGUUUCCUGUAUUACGAAAAGUUGUUCUGAUAUCAAACUGGUGUUCUUAAAAAGAGAUAAUGAUUUGCAUCUGACGUCAAAACGCACAAGAUAUAAAGGAAAAAUUAAAAC
Lingula anatina is the source of this 727-nucleotide messenger RNA. RefSeq names its product solute carrier family 22 member 15. Gene Ontology annotation, molecular function: transmembrane transporter activity. Lineage: Eukaryota; Metazoa; Brachiopoda; Lingulata; Lingulida; Lingulidae. Gene Ontology annotation, biological process: transmembrane transport. The record is from RefSeq and is a predicted model, not a curated record. Gene Ontology annotation, cellular component: membrane.